This is a messenger RNA of Acanthosepion pharaonis, 750 nucleotides long. Lineage: Eukaryota; Metazoa; Mollusca; Cephalopoda; Sepiida; Sepiidae. The record is from the annotation of a GenBank genome assembly.
AUGCCAUUUGAAUGCAACAAGGGAUUAUGUAGAUCGUAUCAAAUUCUCUUUCGUUUCUCUCCGACACUCAUUCCCAUUUUCUUCCCGCUUCAACGCCUUUUCUCUCUCUUCCUUCUAACCAUUACGUUCACUCGUCACCCUCUCUUUAUCUUUUUUUCUCUUCCACCUCUCUUUUUUUCUCUCUCUCCUUCUUCGUCUUUCCUUUCUCUACUCCUCCUUUCGAUUUCUUUGUUUCUACCAGCUUUUUCUCACUGUUUCGUCACCUUUCUUUUUCAACUUCUCCUCUCUCUCUGUUUCUAUUACUCUCCCUCACUUUCUCUUCUUCCCUUACUCUUUCCACCUUUAUCAAUUUUUCUCUCCUUCCCCUUCUUGUUCAUUAAUUUUCUUCCUCUUCGUUCCUCGUUUUUUUCCAUAUUCUAUUAUUUCUACUCCUCUCCCUUUUUCUUCUCGUCGUCUUCUCUAUCUAUCUAUCUAUCUAUCUAUCUAUCUAUCUAUCUAUCUAUCUAUCUAUCUAUCUAUCUAUCUGACUUUUCGUCUAAAUCUCUCCAUUCCUAUUUUUGUCGUUACUUACUCUCCAUUCACACUCGCUAUUCCUUCUGCCGCUCCCUUUUAAGUGUUCACCCUUCUUUUCUCCUCCCCAAUGGUCCCUUCCCUCUUUUUCUUGCUUCGAUCUCUCUACAUCAGCUCACAUCUAUCUAUUUAUUUAAGUCGCUUCCCGUCUUGUUAACAAUCGACACUUCUAUUCGCUAG